This is a messenger RNA of Emericellopsis atlantica, 962 nucleotides long. Its product is annotated as GNAT domain-containing protein. Gene Ontology annotation, biological process: protein acetylation. The record is from RefSeq and is a predicted model, not a curated record. The coding region runs from base 72 to 815 and encodes 247 amino acids. Gene Ontology annotation, molecular function: N-acetyltransferase activity. The transcript has 3 exons. NCBI's taxonomy places the organism in Eukaryota, Fungi, Ascomycota, Sordariomycetes, Hypocreales, Bionectriaceae.
ACAGCCUCAACUCAAUUCCAACUUCAGUUUCACACACCACAAGUCGCUUUUCCAACCUCCAGUCCACAGCCAUGAAGUUGAACUCGAAAACAACUGUUGCCAGUAGCAAGGUGCUCCUUGUGCCCUACGAGGGACAUCAUGUGAGCAAGUACCACUCUUGGAUGACCGACCCGGAACUUCAAGCAGCCACGGCGUCGCAACCGCUGUCCCUCGAAGAAGAGUACAAGAACCAGCGCUCAUGGCGCAACUCGGCCGACAAGCUGACGUUCAUCGUGUGCCAGCCCAUUGACCGGUCUCUGGACGGGCGGGGCGACAUUCCUUUCAUUAGGAUGAACACGUUGGAUUUGGAUAGCAUGUCGCGCAUGGUCGGCGAUGUGAACUUCUUCCUGCAUCCGUGGGAUGCGGAGGGUGGCCAGGAGGGCUGGCUCGUGGGCGAGAUUGACAUUAUGAUCGCAGACCAUGAGUGGCGCAACAAAGGCAUGGGAAAGGCGGCUGUCAUGGCCCUGUUGGUGUACGUCCAGGUGCAGAUGGGGUUCAUCCUGGAGGAGUACGUGAUGAGCAAACAGGCCGACGGUGUCUCGGGCGCGAGCCUCAAGGCGUUGUUUGUCAAGAUUAAGGAGGGCAAUGUGGCCAGUCGCAAGCUUUUCGAAAGAUUGGGCUUCCGACAGGAGGGCCAGAAGAACUACUUUGGAGAGUACAAGAUGGUCAUGCCGCUGGACGAUUUGCAGAAGCAGCCAUGGUGGGACACUGCUCUGGGUGAUUGGAUCCAGAUUCCGUAUGGAAGUAUGAGGGAUGAGAUCAAAUUCACGGAUUGAUUUGUUUAGACAUGUUUGCAAUUCAAAAUCAACCAGAGACCAUGAAUUUGACAUGCUCUAAUUUCAAGUCUAAAAUACUUGAAUGUCGAAGAUGAACCUCCGUAGGAACCCGCAUAUGAGUACGAUAGACAUUCAGGGAUGUUUACG